AUGAUUGUCUGAACUGCACAGAUCAGAACCAGGUUUGGAACAAACUGGAUCCUAUAGAACUAUCUAUGAGUUGGACUAGUUUUUGAAGUGCUUUGAGAUGACAUCAUUCGUGGUUUAGUUCAACAUCACCAUCCUCAUUGUCCUGUUGAUCGCGCUCUCUGUCCUCCCAUUCUCCAGCUUCUGGACAGUUGUCAUGGUAACCGGGUUCCCGCCGCCGGUCGCGCGCUGCGCUGAGUCGUCGGGAUGGUGAGUCACCACGAACAGCGGUACCAGCCGUGACCGACACUGGAACCAGAACACCGAACCACUGGCACCGAAAGCGAGCCCACUGAGGUUCUGCCGGCCGCUGUCAGACUAAUCACAGCCAGGAUCCGCAGUGACGUCACACACAGGGGCUGUCGCGUUGACAUUUAUCAGGACACACUGUUGCUGCGCGUGAGGACACAGCUGCAUCCAGUUGAGCCACGACCGGUUCCGCCAGACCCAGCUGCUGGCUUUCCUUUCAGGCUACAGGAUCACAGAGACCGAAGCUGUUGAUGCUGAAGGCCAACAUGUUGCUGCAACCACAGGAAGCCUGUAGCAACCGAAGCAAGCUGAGCAACUGAAUCCCACAUGAAGAACCUCCAGAGACUGCAUCAUCUUCAUCAUCUCCACGGCCCAGCAGAUAGAUGUCUGGUUUCCUAGUUGAACGGACAGACGUCCUCCUCAGUCUGACUGAUCAGCUCACCUGGCCUCAGUCAGGUGAUCCGUUGUGUUAAAACCCACCCCCACCAUUCUUCAGGUCAAAACAACGACCAGUAACAUGAACCAGCUGAAGGAGGGAGAACUUUGCCAGGAGAAUGAAGGCAAGGUUCAGACCUGGGCUCAGUCUCUGGUCUACACUGUGGAGGAGCUGGAGUGUAAAAUCUGCUACAAUCGAUACAACACUCGGAGCAGGAAACCCAAACUGCUGGGCUGUCUGCACCGAGUCUGCGCCAAGUGUCUAAAGAAGAUGGUUGACAUGGGAGACUCUUCACCGACCAUCAUCAGCUGCCCGUUCUGCCGCCAUGAGACCUACGUCCCUGACGAGGAGGUGUGGUUGAUGGAGGAUGACCGGCACAUCAUGGCAGUUCUAUCCUGUCAGGAUGGUGCUCAGCAGGAAGGAGUAGCAGCAGGAAGAGUAGGAGAUUCAGAGGUGGUGUUGACUUCCACUGCUCUGAAAGGAGGAGGAGCAGGAGGAUGCGCAGACACCUCUCACCGUUCCUCAGAUUGUCUGGUUAUCACCAUCAUGGAGCUUCCAGAUGAUUCUCCAUCCUCUGACUCGAUGAGCAUGCUCAAUGUGGUGGGUCUUUACCGGCCUCCCAGCUUGGACUCUCUGCCCUGCAAUUUGCCAACUCAGAAAUGUCGUGUCUGGACAUCCCGCAGUUUUCCACGAUGCCUGCUGGGGGCGAUGUGUAUGGCAAUACCUGACCCAGUACAACAUAUGAACCAGUACAACAGUAUACUUCAGCUCGUUGCCACUGGGGAUCUACCUGCUAAUGAUUGGUCAGCUGUUUAUGGGCGUGGUACUUGUCAGUCUGGUUCCGUCCACACUGCUGCUGCUCGUCCUCUACGGAUUUUGUCAGUGCAUAUGUCAAGAGGUGAGGGAGGCAAUUGCUGCACGCAGCCUGCCAUGACAACAGUAUAGGCUGAUGUCAUGGCAACAAGGACAGUAUGUGCGGCCAUGAUGACAGGAACACCCGAUUUGGCCACACUGACGAUGACUGUGACAAUAACAUCAAAUCUUCAACAUCAAAUCCACACAACUGGAAGCAGAACCCUACCAUCAGACCUGAAUACUCAGCUGAUUACUCACCAGUAAGCUGAGACAUAAUGAAGGUCCUGUCCCUUUUCGAGCACCAGCACCACUUUGCCAAAACAGCCAAACAGAGAAGGAGCACGAAAUUUCUUCAUUACAGCCAUUUUUUUUAAAUCUUGAGUUGAUUGUCAGCUGAUCACCACAGACUGAUAACCAAUCAGUGGACAGGUAGAUGUUGAAUACAUCGUGUGGAGCUGGACAGGCUACAAACUCCUAAUAAUAUGUUGCUAAUAAUAUGCUGUAAAUACACGUUUAACAUUCUAUAUGUAAAUAUUUAAUUCUGUUCAUCAUUGCACCAUAACAGACAGUCGCAUCAACCACUAACUGCCACUCAGAGGCCCAGUUUAACAAAAAAACUAAACCUAGCUUAGCAAAUAGACUGGAAAUAGAGAAAACUAUUAAUUAGCGUAAUUAGCAUAAUUUAGCAAUAAAACUGGUAAUAAAGGAUGGUGUUUGGCUAACUUAGCACAAACACAAGAAGUUGUGGGAAAGACGUUAAGCCCAGUUUAACAAAAAGACUGUAAAACAGGUAAAGCAUUAGCCUAGCUUUGCACACCAAUGAUAAAGAGAGGGAAUCUAUUAGUCAAACUUAGCCAAAUUACUGAAAUGACAGAGAGAAAGAGUUAACUAAGCUUAUCACAUUGACUAGAAAAAGGACAGUGUAAGCCCAGCUUAGCACAAAGACAGGACACAAUGGGACGGUGUUGGUUUAGCCUCACAUAAACGCUAGAAUCAAGGGGAGUCUUAGCAUAAUUUCACAUAAAGAUUGUAAAUGAAAAGAAAGUAUUAACCUAUCUUUUAAAGACUGAAAAAAGAGUGACAGUAUGAGGCCAGCUUAGCAUAAAGCUGGUAAACAGAGUGAAAGUAUUAGGCUAGGAUAAAAUAAGGAAAUAGUAGGAAUGUAUUAGCCUAGCGUAGCAUAAAACUAGAAAUGAUGGCACAGACCGGAAAUUAACAGUGUUAGGUUAGCUUAGCACAGAGACAGGAAACAGUGGGAAAGUGUUAGCCUAACUUAGAAUAAAGCCUAACAAUGACAGUAAAGUGUUAGCGUUGUCUAGCAUAAAACUGUAAAGAGAGGGAAAGUGUUAAACUAGCUUAACAUAAAAACUGGAAAUAAAGGAUGGUCUCUGGCUAUGAUAGCACAAACACAGGAUACAGUGAAAAAGUGUUAGUUUAUCUUUGCAUAAAGACCGGAAAUGAAGAGAUAGAGUCAGUCUGGCUUAGAAUAAAAAACAAUUAAGCUAAAGUAUUAAUGAAAGUCUUGGCUUGGUUUAGCAUAAAGUCCAGAAAUGAUGGGAAAGUGUUAGCCUAGCUUAGCAUAAAGAGUGGCAGUAAUGUUAGCAUGAAGAAUUGAAGAGAAACUGUUAUCCACGACUAGAAAUAAAAUUAGAUUUUUGAAGUUCUUCUUUUCUCCUAGCAGGUUAGAUACUAAAUCCAGUUAUGUUCUCUCUGAUUCCAUCACUGUGUUAAAAUAGGCUGAAAGUUUACAUUGGUUUCCAGUUUUCUACUAAGCCCAUCUAACCAUCUGGAUGUUUCUGUGUCUGACUGAAGAGCAGCAGUUAAAAGUGCCAACAUUUGACCUGAUUACUUAGUAUAAAUCAUUUGGCAAUUUGGACCUUGUGUCACUUCCUAUCCGUGUUGCAUGCGGACUACAGACCUUUGCAGAAACAAAUAAAUGUAUUCGAGACAAAAAAAGUUUGAUUUGUUAAUUUGUUUUAGCUGCUGCUUGCCUGUUCGACCACAAUAUGAGUAAGUUUACUGAUGAAUUUACAGUCUUAGGCAAUACCUCAGCCACAUCUUUACCAAUAGUUGACUCAGCUGUACAGAACUCUUUGCCCUGUUUACAGUGUUCUCCUACAGGGAGAACGUUUCUAAAUCUGGUUGAUUUGGAUUCUGCAGAACACCAUAAACUGACAUUCUGUUAAAGAAUAAUCUCUGGUUUAUUCUGGUUGUAUAUAAAAAUUUAAUAAUUGCUUUAUUUAGAAUUGAUUUCCUGUUUCUGUUCCAGUAUUAAAUAGAAAACAUGAAUCCUC
Molecule: messenger RNA, 3870 nt
Organism: Girardinichthys multiradiatus
Lineage: Eukaryota; Metazoa; Chordata; Actinopteri; Cyprinodontiformes; Goodeidae
Product: E3 ubiquitin-protein ligase RNF182
Exons: 9
Coding region: 803-1666 (287 amino acids)
Source: RefSeq, a predicted model, not a curated record